Molecule: messenger RNA, 3790 nt
Organism: Daldinia caldariorum
Lineage: Eukaryota; Fungi; Ascomycota; Sordariomycetes; Xylariales; Hypoxylaceae
Product: glycosyltransferase family 90 protein
Exons: 4
Coding region: 556-3444 (962 amino acids)
Source: RefSeq, a predicted model, not a curated record
GUACCCAAUCAAUUGGCAACCACUUGGGAUCUUCUUCGUACUACAUAGUAGGAUGUAUUUUCCCCAGCCUUACGCUUAUCGCUUAUGCCUUGGCCGGCUUGGUUCAUUUGUGCCGGAUUGCCGCCUUCUCACGAUCCAGACGUUGCCAAGACGCUCCAAACCUGAAGCAUAUGCCAUACUACACAGACCAACAAGACCAAUACAGCUACUGUUUUCGUAUAAUCCCAUACGACAACCGAGACAGUCCAGUCCAGUCCAGUCCGUCUUGUCUCUUCUCUCGUCGAUAACCUGACCCUGACACCAGAAACGGAAUGGGCUUCUUUUGUUCGUAGAGCCAAUAUCCCUUGGCGGCACUGCUACCCUCGCAAUCUCAAUUUCAAUCUUAUGGCUGCUUAUUUCCAGAGCUCAGAGCUAGCUAGCUAGGUUGGACACCUUCUCUUUGCUUGACAUUAUGAAUUAAUGUCGUGCGCCUCUUGUUCGAGCAGUUGAGCGAGCGAGCGCGUACCCCGUUAACGAAGCACCUACUUCGGGCCAUUUGCGCAGGCCCUGUUCAGGAUGGCGCUGCCGCCUAGGAAAGUCGUUGUCUUAGCUGUAUGUAUUCUUAGUCUGAGCACCAUCUUCGUCUGGUCUCGCUAUUACAAAAGCGCAGCUUUCGAACGACCCUUCCACUUUUCCAUAUUGACCUUCCUAUUCUCCGGCCUCGUCCUCUCCGCCUAUGCUAGAUAUAUACUGCGCUUGGAGUCGAGCCACGCACCCUCAGCCGAUGGGAAUACCUUACCCAAAACCUUCGCCGGCCUUCUGAAAUCUCCUUUUCGGCUUCGCUUCCUCUCCACGUCCUUCGCGCUGUUGCUAUUCUGCCUUGUCGCCCGCACUAUCUUGUAUUGGCGGACUAUUCGUACUAUCCACUGUUCGUGGGAUGGACUUCAGUCCUUCCUCCCCUUUCUCCUUAUCAUACACGACUUCCUCGAGCUGCGACCUCUACAUCUUCCGAGAUAUGGAUACGAUACACAAGCCGAAGCCUCAGGCUCUUCUGCCUUCAUAAAAUACGCCCUUGUCGCACUGUUCUGGGGCUUGGCGGCUACCGAUACUCUCCUCCUUUCCGAGCGCACGACCGGUGCGAUAUGUCCCGGCGGAACACACAUCGAGCGCUUUAUACCUCUUGCUCAAUUAGUCACAUUAGCCUUGGACACCGUGGUGAUAUCACAGGUUGGGAGACUGCGACAAAACAGCGAGGCGCAACCAAAAACAUGGCAUUUUCUUGGCACGUUAUUUCUAAGUUCAGCAGCUGUCCUGGCAUUCUUGGCUGUUUGGUCAUGUUUUGACUAUGCCAGCUUUCAAUGGAACGUCUUCCUUACUUGGCUCGCCGUGGGAGACCUGCUUCUUGACAGCAUGGCCGUGACGGCAGCUAUAGUCUCGACCAUUUACCUUCUUGGCUAUUUUCAUAGUAUUUUAGUGAGCCUUCUACUUACAACUACAGGUAUCUUCGUGUAUCUACAAUGGAGGAUAUUGGAUGGAACCAUGGUCAAGCUCUGGUCUAAUUGGUGGGGUCUUGUAACGGGCGUUUGGCUGUUCCUCGGAGCUGGUAUAUUGUUUCGUUCUAGCAAAGCUAGCACUUUUCAGGUUCAAUCGACCGGCGAAGGCGUUAUAUCCAGGAACCGAUAUGGCCUUUAUGCCCUCUUGGCUUUUUCUCUUAUAUUCUGCCAGACCAUCUUCAUGAGCCCAGGCGGUUUCCGACCUACCCCUGGUCCCAUAAUUGCCAAUGCUAAAAGCGAGUCAGACACUUGGAUAGCUGGAGCUUCGAAGAGCAAGUCCCUAAAGGAGGCUGUCAAGGAGUAUAGAGAGUGCUAUGGGAUGCCUCCUCCCCCCAACUUCGACAAGUGGUACAUAUUUGCCACUUCAGUCAAAUCCCCAGUAAUCGAUACGUUUGACCAGAUUCACGCAGACCUCCUCCCUUUCUGGGGUACUGCGCCUUCUGUCAUCCGUCAGAGGACGGCUCAUUUGCUCGAGCAUCCGUCACUCUCCAUAGGCGGUAUCAUUAUUGAUGGAGGCAAGAUUGAAAUAUCACCGCACAUCCAUGGUACCCAUCGUUGGAUGAUGGACGUUACUAAGGAUAUGCUUGGUCCUUUUGCGCAGUGGCUCCCAGAUAUGCAACUUGCCUUCAAUCUCGAUGACGAGUGCCGCAUAUCCGUACCACUUGAUCGCAUGAAGGCAUACAUAGAAGAAGGAACCAAAGCUCGAGCAAGGCUUAGCACAAAGCAGAAGUUCUUGCCGUUUAGUAAGGUCCAGGAACCGCCCUGGGCGAAAGAUUACCUGCAGGCGGACGAGAGUAUUUGGGAGAAGAAAUCGCCAUGGUUCUCUAACAGAUCCAAGAGACAGAUCUUCUACGAGUGGAUUCCCCCAACGUGUCCUGCAGACUCGCCGGUAAACAGGUAUCGUUGGUGGAAUAGGAAAGCGGAAUGUCUAAGUUGUUCCGCUCCGCAUAUGAAGCACGACUUUAUAUCUAACUGGACAUUGUCUGGUGACCUAUGCCAUCAGCCCGACCUUGCGUAUCUGCAUGGUAUACUGCUAUCACCGUCUGCCAUGGCGCCUUCGCAUACGCUAUUCCCAGUCUUCAGCCAGAGCCGGUUAUAUAACUUUGCUGAUAUACUUUACCCGAGCCCUUGGAACUUUGGCGAGAAGGUCGAAAUUGAGAACAAUAAAAGUAUCCCCUGGGCUCAAAAGCUUAACAGCGUAUACUGGCGCGGUGCCUCGUCUGAUGGGUAUGCUGUACAUGGUGCCUGGCAGACGUUUUUGCGGGCUAGGUUCGUAAUGAUGGCUACCAAAGCAAAGAUAUCCAUCCGAGCCAAGUCUCUCUUCAACUUGAUUCAUAACACAAAAGAUACCCUUUCCACCCUACGUUCGAUGGCCUCGGCGACUCCACCUCCCUCGCAAGAUCCGCCUAUCCCCGAUAAUCAUCUUGUUGUCAAUGUCUCGUUCGUUGGUGACUUCAAUCGCUGCGACGAGCGCGACUGCAAAGCCGAGCAUAUUACCUUCUACGGCUCAUCCACAGCCGAGCCCCCGCCCUCCCUCGACUUUCAGGAGCACUGGCGUCACCGCCAUCUCAUCGACCUCGACGGCGCAGCAUUCAGCGGCCGCUUCUUGCCGUUCCUCAAGUCCAGCUCCUUGCCGUACCGCGCCGCCCUCUUCCGCACCUGGUGGGAGGAACGCGUCCAUGCCUGGAGACACUUCGUGCCGCUGGACGUCCGGCUCGGCGACCUCUGGGGCGCCGUGAGUUACCUGGGCGGACCGGGCCUAGCCGACGCGGACGAAAUCGCGCAGGCGGGUCGCGACUGGGCGCUCCGGUCUCUCCGCAAGGAAGAUAUGCAGGUUUAUAUGUUUCGGUUGCUUCUAGAGUGGGGACGACUGGUAGAUGAUCGGAGGGAGGAUCUGGGAUUUACUUUAUAAGUUAAAGAGGGGAAUGGGUACGAAAAGUUUUGGCUUAGUUAUAGGCGGUAUCUAGCUACCCAUGCAUUAGAUACCACGGGAUGGGGCAUUUGUAUACAUAUAACAUAUACGGGCGGACUGGGUACAUGCAGGUUUUCUUAUACCUUUUGUUGUUGUUGUUGCUGCUUCUGCUGCUGCUAGCCAUUGCUACUAGUGGCUUGAAUGGAUUUUUCUUUUCUUUUUACGCUUUGAUACCACGAGAAAGACGAAUGGGCCGCUGGAAAUGGUAAUGUAUAUGUUAAAUCAGAGGGGUAUAUAUGAGGUAGACAUGAUAUGACACGAUGAAUAGAAGUCAACUUUGAACAAG